Molecule: messenger RNA, 1362 nt
Organism: Quercus lobata
Lineage: Eukaryota; Viridiplantae; Streptophyta; Magnoliopsida; Fagales; Fagaceae
Exons: 4
Coding region: 25-387 (120 amino acids)
Source: RefSeq, a predicted model, not a curated record
UUAGAUAGUCUACUGAAACGAGAGAUGGGGGCAGAGCAAGACUCUCUGCAACUGCAAGAGCUAAAGCUGGAGAGGGCAAAGUUGAAGUUGGAUCGCAGUGGUGGGACUGGGACUGAGACCUACAGCCACAUCUGGUGGGCCCUAGCUAGUGCUGCUCAGUUGGGAUGGGCCAUAUCUUCUUUCAGAAGAGGCCACGCCGGCGACUCCCACUUCAUGCCUUUCAAAGCCUUCUCCGUCGCCUCCCUCUUCGUCGGCGCCACUGCCACCGCCGCCGUUUCCGUCCUCCACGUCUCCGGCAUCCACAAGAUUUACUUUACUACUUGUGUAAGAUGGGUCUCAAACAAUCUUCAAAAUUCGUAUGAUAGACUAAAAAUAGAAAGAGGAUAGCAAGUUACAAUCAGCCUUCUAAUUCUGUCUGCACAACACAUGAGUUGGAAGUUGGGAAGGCCAUCAGUGCAGGGUGAGACUCUUUGUAUAGUUUUGUUGGAUAUAAAGUAGGGAUGGUUUUGGCAUGAUGCUUGGAGUGGUAUUAGUCAUUUGGUUCCUUUAUUUCUUAAGCUGUUCUAGCUAGUUGCAAAUAAAGAUGCUAUGAUGUUUGAAAUUUGAAUAUAUGGAGGUGAUUUAUGGUAUUAGUCAUUGGAAUCCAUUUGAGGCCUGUUCAAAAUUGGACUAAUUUCUUUGUGGUGGUGUUCUCAGCUUGGAUCAGUAUGGGUAUGGAAGACAAGGUGUUUCAGAAAUUAAAUAAAAAUGGUUGUUUUUGUGCUCAUUUGUAUUAUGAGGCAUUAUAAAGGAACUAAUAUGCUUUGGGAAUGUACCAGUGCUCAAAAAUGUUGGUUAGAAUCAGGGGUGUUGAAAAAGCUCUCGUUGGGUCAGCAUAUGCCUUUCAUUGAACUGGUGGGAAAAGUGUUGCAAACACUUCACACACUGGAUCCGAAGAUAUUUUUCGUGGCUAUAUGGAUGUAAAAGAAAUGCUCAAUGGAGAAUAGAGACAAAUCAUUUUAAGAUGAACAUGGCACCGACAUCUUUCAUUGCAACCAACAGAGUGAGCUUUGGGAUUGUUAUUAUAGACAGCAAUGGAGCAGUUAUGGUGGCUUGCAGAGACCAGCUUCCUCUCUGGGUGAUCAACUACGGAUGGCAGCCUACUUAUCACUGAAAGCCUUGAUGGUUAUCGAGUUUACAAAUAGCUCCUUGCACUGCUUAACUCAGAGGAACCUUGCCUAUUGGAGAUUUCAGAUUUGGUGGAACCUAUUCGAUCUUUUUGUUGCAUUGAUCCUUACUUUAGCAUAGUUGAAUUCAAUUGGAGAAUCUAAAAUAACUAAUUUUGUCAAAGAUAAAGAGCGCCUAUAAGGGUGAUUUUAUUUA